Molecule: messenger RNA, 1302 nt
Organism: Huiozyma naganishii CBS 8797
Lineage: Eukaryota; Fungi; Ascomycota; Saccharomycetes; Saccharomycetales; Saccharomycetaceae
Exons: 1
Coding region: 1-1302 (433 amino acids)
Biological process (GO): lipid metabolic process
Source: RefSeq, a predicted model, not a curated record
AUGACUAUUGAGUUUUCAAGGCCGGAUUCGGCAAGGUACUAUGCAAAGCGUGUUUUUGCACAUGUAAUUUUGAAUGCGGGUAUCACCGUGAUCAUGGUGUUGGCGUUGUACAAACAUUUCUUCGAGAACGGUGGUGAGCAGUGCGACCACGGGACGGUGGAGAUCGCUGAGCCCAUUGACAUCGUCGCAUCACAGAAGAAGAAGAAGAAGAAGGAGAAAGAUCCAUUGGUCCCAGCUCUAUCGUACUACUACAGUAAAUUGAAUAUACCGGUGGAGGAACUUAGUGUGGAGACUGAGGAUGGUUUUACACUGGAAAUGUGGCAUUUGAAACAUCCUACAGAUACGUUGCCCAACGGACAGAAGAGAAAGGCGUUUCUUUGCAUUCACGGGCUCUUGCAGAGCAGUGGAUCGUUUGCUUCAGGUGGUGAGCAUUCGCUUGCGUACUACUUGUACUCACAGGGGUUCGACGUCUGGUUGGGGAAUAAUAGGAUAGGGUUUGAAAUUAACAAGAAGAUUAAACAUUCCCCCAAAUGUUGGAAUUGGGAUAUGAGGGAACUGGUGCAGUUUGACUUGCCCGCAAUGGUACAGUUUGUCAGGGCGAGAUCAGGUAAUGAAAAGAUUAACCUAUUGGGCCAUUCCCAAGGUACAGCAGAGAUUUUCUUGGGACUUAUUAAUAACUGUGGUGGGAUCAACAAGUACGUUGAUAACUUCGUCGCAUUAUCUCCAGCUUGUUACCCUGGAUCACUUCUCUUGAAGGAGAGCGCUGUGAUGAAGAUAAUGUCGCGCACAAUUGAUAACGACGCUGUAUUCGGCAACAAGUCCUUCGUCAAGAUAAUGAUGGUUGCACGUCGUUGUCUCUUGGGGACACAGUUCUUCUCGUUCAUCUGCUACCUUUUCUUCAACUACUUAUUCGAGUGGAACGACACACUGUGGGAUAACGAGAUCAAAUCGAGACACUUCAUGUUUUCCCCAGUCCACGUCUCCGUUAAGUUGAUGCAGUGGUGGUUGAGCACGGACCCAAAUAAAGUGAGUUUUUUGAGACAUGCGCCACAACUGUUCCCAGAACACCACACUUGGUGGGGGCCCGAGUACAAACAGGAGGACAGACCAAAUGUCUUGCUGUUUGUGCCGCGCAAGGACAAACUCGUGGAUGGACAGCGUGUCAUCGACCAUUUCCAAAACUACGAGGAUAAAAACACGUACAAGUACUGGGUCAUCGACGAGUACUCGCAUCUGGAUGUCCUAUGGGCCAAGAACGUGAACGAACGGAUAGGGAAAACGUUGGUGGAGAACUUAAGAUAG